CGUUCAAAGUGUCAUGGGCUAUGUUCUUGUAGCAUCAUCCCUUGCACACUAGAUUUGAAUUCAGACAGCUCCCCGACGAAGAUGUUUUCAUCGAAGCUCCAGCCGAGGGCCUUCCUUCCACACAUAUUCUCCUUGAGCACCCCUUCUUUCCCCACUACAUCUUGCAACGGUGACCAAAACCCUAACCCUAGCCCCAGCUCUCCCUCCUCCAUCUAUCAUGGCACCACCAACAGCCGCCGCAGCUCUUCCAUGAGGAAUUCCAGAUUCUCCCCGUCUUUCUUCUUUCACAACGCCAGAAUCGCUAUUACCCUGAUACCAUCCACUGUCUUCCUCCUAGACCUUGGUGGAACUCCGGUUGUCGCCACUCUGACCGUCGGCCUCAUGAUAGCCUAUAUCCUCGAUUCCAUCAAUUUUAACUCCAGUUCGUUCUUCGCAAUCUAGUUUGCCCUCAUUUUCGCUUAAAUUGUCUUCUUCUUCAGCUCCUCCCUCUCCCUCACAUUCAAUUCCAUCUCCCUCGCUUUCCUUGCCAGUUUAACUUGCGCAUGGGCCAAUUUCCUAAUUGGUGUUUGGGUUUCCCUUUGGUUCAAGUAGAUUCAAAUCGAAUACCCCACCAUUGUAAUUGCACUGGAAAGGCUAUUGUGCUGCAUUCCUGUCAUCGCCUUGGCUCUUUUCAGCCGGGCAGUAGUCUCUGCAAUUGGUAUGGCAAACGUCGCAUUUUAUCUCUGUUUCUAUUGGCUUUAUUCAAUUCCUGGGACAUCAUCCUUUAAGUCAAAGCAAGAUGUGAGUUAUCAUGGGGGUCAAGUUCCAGACGAUGGUCUAAUUCUAGGACAGCUUGAGAGUUGCAUCACACCUUGAGUCUAUAUCCGAAGUCUUUGGGUCCGCCCCUGGUUCUUCCCUCUAUUCUUUCACAUUGUGUCACGUUACUCCGUUAUAUUUUCAUCAGCUACUCCGGUUUGUGACUUGUUCCUUCUUUUUUCCAUACCAUUUUUGUUUCAACUUUAUGCAUCGACUAUAGGGGCACUAUGUUGUGUCACCAAAAAUGAGCACCAGCUGCAGAGCAUUCGACUAGUCAAUGGUGCUAUUGCAUGUUGCUUAGAGGGCAGAGUUGUUUUCCAUUCCUUUGGGCGGGACAUACAUGUUCCACACCCGCUAAAUUUUCUGCUUGUCACCGUUGCAAUGCUUGGACAGGCAGCGGCUGCUGGUGCUUAUGCACUUGGAAUGAUUUAUGAUACUUUCAGCUCUCUUGCAUUCGCUGCAUUAGCUGUCAUUGCCGGUGCUGCUGGAGCGAUUGUGGUUGGGUUCCCUAUUCUGAUCCUCCUGCUUCCCUCGGUAGUGGGGUUUUAUUUGGCUCACUUUUUCACCAAACAGAAUCCAUCAUCGUACUUUGCAUUCGUUGUGCUUGGGAUAUUGAUGGUUACAUAGUUUGUGAUGUAUAAUUAUUGGUACCUUAAUAUUUGGAUAGUGGGCAUGUCAUUGAAAUCUUUCUGCAAGCUUAUAGUUGGUAGCAUUAUUCUAUCAAUGGCGGUUCCUGGUUUAGCUGUCCUUCCUCCAAAACUUCAUUUCUUGACAGAGGCAGGGUUAGUCGGGCAUGCUUUGUUGCUACGCUAUGUAGAUCAGUUUUUCAAUUACUCAAAUGUAUACUACCAUGGUAUGGAUGAUGAUGUGAUGUAUCCAAAUUACAUGGUUACCCUGACUACAUUGGUGGGUUUAGCUAUUGUCAGGAGACUUAUGGUGGAUAAUCGCAUUGGACCAAAGGCAGUGUGGAUAUUAUUGUGCCUGUAUGUCUCGAAGCUCUCAACGUUGUUUAUGCCAUCAGAGGCUGUUUUGUGGGUCUCAGCUGUUCUCUUAUUAGCAGUCUCUCCUUCACUCCUUCUGUACAAGGACAACUCAAGAACAGACUCAAAGAUGAAACCUUGGCAAGGUUAUGCUCAUGCUGGUGUGGUUACUAUGUCAGUGUGGUUUUGUCGUGAGACAAUCUUUGAAGCUCUUCAAUGGUGGAAUGGUAGACCUCUUUCAGAUGGUUCUUUAGGCUCUUGCAACCUUUUGAUGGGAUUGGCUUGUAUACCUAUCAAGGGCGGGCCUAGCCAUUUUGGGUUAUGGUGCUACAGUACUCACAUGAAUGACCGCGGGUUGAUACAACACAUGCACAUGGGGUUGGGAUUAUUUUAUUCAUGGGACCCCGUCGGGCAUGUAAGGGCGCGGUCACUUGUGAGGUCAUCCUCGCAGGUUUUGCUUAACUCCAAAAAUUAA
Olea europaea var. sylvestris is the source of this 2250-nucleotide messenger RNA. RefSeq lists its product as uncharacterized. Lineage: Eukaryota; Viridiplantae; Streptophyta; Magnoliopsida; Lamiales; Oleaceae. The record is from RefSeq and is a predicted model, not a curated record.